UGCGCAUGCGCGUCGGGUCUCCCCAGAGUUUCGGCCUGUUCCGCCACCACUCGGCGAUUUUCGCCUCUUUGUUACACUGAUAGUGGAUUUAACUCGGAUUCAACCAAACAUCCAGCGGACUGUGCGGCUCUCAAACAGGCUUUGAUGAGAGGCUCUUCAUGAUGAUCAGCAGCUAACGCCGUCCACCCCCGGCCGGACAACCGCAGGAAGAGACGUGGCUGCUGCUGCUCCAUCCACAGUCGACGCAUGGCGGUAUUAGGGAACCCCGACAUGCUGACGAGGAAGAUCAAGCUGUGUCACAUCAACGCCCACAUCACAUGUCGCCUGUGCGAGGGCUACCUGAUCGACGCCACCACCGUCACAGAGUGCUUACACACCUUCUGCAGAAGCUGCCUUGUGAAGUAUCUGGAGGAGAACAACACGUGCCCCACGUGUAGGAUUGUUAUUCAUCAGAGCCAUCCACUGCAGUACAUCGGCCAUGACAGAACAAUGCAAGACAUCGUCUACAAGCUGGUACCGGGACUUCAAGAGGCGGAGAUAAAGAAGCAGAGGGAUUUCUACCAGAAGUUGGGCAUGGAGGUGCCUGGGGACAUCAAAGGAGAGCUGUGCAACAUGAAGACUCAUCCAGAUCAGCGCAACGGCGACACAAAGUCAGAAGACACGGCGAACAAGGAGGCUGGAGAGGAGAAGCCAGAGGAGGACAACGACUAUCACCGCAGUGACGAGCAGGUCAGCAUCUGCCUGGAGUGCAACAGCAGCAAGCUCCGAGGUCUGAAGCGUAAAUGGAUCCGCUGCUCGGCGCAGGCCACCGUCCUCCACCUCAAAAAGUUCAUCGCCAAAAAGCUUAACCUGACAUCGUUUAACGAGCUGGACAUUUUAUGCAACGAGGAAAUCCUGGGAAAGGACCACACUUUGAAAUUUGUUGUUGUGACAAGAUGGAGAUUUAAGAAAUCUCCGCUCCUGCUCCAUUACAGACCGAAGAUGGACCUGCUGUAGCUACGACGGACACACUGGUUGUUUUAUUUGGAUCUUUUUGGUCGGCUCAGUCGCCGCAGACUUUAGUGAAACUUUCUUCUUCUUUUUUUUAUUAUUUAUGCAAAGACGAUCAACCAACACCAAGCAAACACCUGACGUCGACAAAAGCCAGCAAUUUGACAUCUAACGAGACAAAAAAAACUGGCACAGGACCUGCAACACCGGCUUUACGAACUAAAACAACCUUUUUUUUUUUCACCCCCCCCCCCAUCUGCUACAUCCUACAUAUGUGAAAAAAACAGAAAAUGGAAAAAAAAAAGGAGAGAAAGAAUAUAUUUAUACUUUUGUACAGAAAAGACAUGAACCAAGACACUACUGGUGCUCUGUUUACACACAAACAAGAUGUCUGGAGUCAUCUGAACAUGUUUUUCCAGCUUCAUCCUCUUCAGACGAUGACUGACGGGAGAUAAAGGUGUUUUUUUUUUUUACUAUAAAUAAGAAUAUACAUAAAAAGGUGUCUUUUCACAAUACACAACAUGUUCUGGGAGCACAGAAAGUUUAUGGAAAAGUUAUAUAACGCAUCAAUUUUAAGCAGAUAAAUCAAUUUUCCUUGAAUCGUUUUUUUUUUUCUUUUUUUUUUAUUCAUUAUGUCUGAUUUGGAUUCCUGAUGAUUGUCAAUUGUGAAUAGGCUUUUUUUGUGUAGUAAUUUAUGUUUCAUAUGCUGAUAUUGUACAUAAAAUGUCAUUACAGAGAGAUUGAAGAGAGACUUUAGACUGUUAAAUAGAAAAAAAAAGAGUGGAUCCCUGAAGUGCUAUCUAUAUGGUGAUUAAGACAGACUCGCUAUCAGUAUCAGAUUAUAUAAAAACGUCUUUAUGUUGUCUGAGGAGGACACAAAACAGCUAUAUCAAAUCUGCAACCAUUUAUGUGUUUGUUGGGUCUGAAUAUGUGAACCGACCUUAACGGGGAGGAGGAGGCAAACUGUCCCCAUCUGAAAGCUCCUCCUCUAGAGAAUAUUUGCCCGGAAGACAUACAAGAUGUUGUCAUUUAGGCAGAGAAAUUGUCCAUUUUGAUUUUAUGUCUUUACACCAAGCAGUCCUUAAUAUCCGUCCUUGUUUUCCUGCACUGGUUUUUAUCAGCAGCAGAAACUUUUACCUUCACCUGUAAGGAAUUUUAUAUAAACUAGACUCAGCAGCUCCACUUGCAGUCUUACCCCGUUUGUCCUGAUUUAUGUUUUUGGGUGUUUAGAUGUGGACGGAGUCGGAGGACAGGCAUUUAUCUGUGCAGGAAACACAGCAGGUCAGUCGUUACUGGUGUUGCAUCUUCUUUAUUUUAUUUCAUUUUUUUUUUCUCAAGAGACGUAUUUCACUGCCAGUUGGAGAAGCUGCACGGUCUUCAGGUGCAUUCCUGCAAAAACGAUUAGAUUUUUUUUGUUCCUGUAUUUUGAAUGUUUUGCAGAACAGCCAGCAUUCAAGUGUUUUUUUUUUUUUUUUACAGUAACACAAAUUCAGGUCUCAACAAUAUCCGAGGUAUUAUUUAGAGCAUUUUAAUAUUGAAAUUCAGAAUUGAUUGACCACAGUCGGGUGGUUUGGUGCUUUAAAUGUACGUUUGUAACCUUAAGGAUGUUUAUAUGUCAACAACAUGCUGUUCUUAACUGUGUGAAGCGGCAGAUCCACAAAAAAAAAAAGGUCUUUGAUUCCUGAGCGCCGUGGCAGACCUCAAGUAUCGUUACUUCUCAGCCUCCUUCACCCUCUCCACUGAAUCAGUCCGCUACAUGUUCUUCUGUUACAUCCCCAAAGUAACGCGUCACACAGAUGCAUCUCGAUCGUGUAGAGUAUAAUUAAGCAGUUCCAUUAUUUCAACGAUUCAAUAAAAAA
Messenger RNA from Fundulus heteroclitus (mummichog), 2849 nucleotides. Its product is annotated as polycomb group RING finger protein 3. Bases 247 to 996 code for a protein of 249 amino acids. The transcript has 10 exons. Lineage: Eukaryota; Metazoa; Chordata; Actinopteri; Cyprinodontiformes; Fundulidae. Gene Ontology annotation, biological process: regulation of transcription by RNA polymerase II. The record is from RefSeq and is a predicted model, not a curated record. Gene Ontology annotation, cellular component: PRC1 complex.